CUGCCUCGGCCCGCGAAGAGACGCUGGCGGCCCCGCGGCCGCGCUCGGCGGUGCCUUCCCGAGCCAGGACGGAGCCCUCCGGCUGCCCUCGAGGCCGCGCGUGGCGGCGGCGGCACGGCGGUGUCCAGGGCCACGCCGCAGGGGCGGCACCAGGAUGCCGCGCCACGCGCGAGGUCGGGGCAGCCCGCGGAGUUCGAGGAGGCGCGCCCAGACGGCGUCGGCCACGCCGGCGGAGGCAGGCGGCGCGCGAGCGCGCCCUUCGUGUCCGUCGCCCUCCGUGUGAGGCCUGCGCCCGCCACCGCCUCGGGGGACAUUUCCGUCUGGGCGAAGCCUCCGGAAGAGGGCGGCGCGCGCCAGAGGAUGCUGUGCUGCAGCCGCGGCUACGUGGUAGAGGAGUACGAGUUCUCCAGGGUGUUCGGCCCCGCCGACGACAACCGGGCGCUGUUCCACGACAUGCAGGGCCCCGCGCUGACCUCCAGCGUGUUCGGCGGCGUGAACGAGACGCUCUUCGCUUACGGCCAGACGGGAAGCGGCAAGACGCACACGAUUUUCGGCUCGGGGGAAGAGGCGGGACUCUUGGGGCUCUUCGUGGACGCCUUCUUCCAGCAAGCGGAGGCUUUCCCGGGCAGCAGCAUCCACGUUUGUUGCUACGAAGUGUUCGGCGACACGUUGACCGACCUGGUCAACCCGCGGCGGCCCAUCGAGCAGGGGAACUUGCAUAGCGACGACGUUGUCACCGACGAGGUCUUCGUGAAGACACGCCUGUGCCAGUACCAGAUCGUGCGCGUCUCCCGCGUCGAGACUUGUCUCGACCUUCUCCACGAGGCGCGCGCGAACCGUGCCAAGGGCGUCUCCUCGUGCAACUCGAGCUCGUCCAGGUCCCACGCCGUGGUACACCUCUUCGUGCAGAAUCCCACCGUCGGGGCUCCGCGGCACCAUGAUUCAGAAGGCGGCCGGCAGAGCACCAUCGGCGCACUCACGCUCGUAGAUUUGGCAGGGACGGAGAGGGAGCACGAUAACCCCUCCGACCAGGGCAAGAAGUCGGCGCGGCUUCUGAACACGUCGCUGUCGUCCUUGAACCGGCUGCUCCGGAAGCUGCAGACGAACAGCUUGGACGAAUCAGAGCGCAGGCAGAGCGUUCUGAACAAGUGCCUGUGGGAGUACUUGAGGCCGGGCUGCGGGAUAGCGAUGGUAUUCUGCGUCAGCCCGCUGGCGAAGCACCGCUCCACCACGCUGUCCACCCUGGCCAUGGCCACGGAUUCCAAGCUGAUACGCAGCCAGCGGAAGUCCCACUACGUCCAGAUCCCGGACAAGAGCCAGCCCUCAGGCACCUGCCCGAAUGUGCAGUGCAUUCCGGUUCAGUCUCCGCGCGCGGCGCCCUCGCCGCUGGCGCCUCGGGGCCCCGAGGGGCCGCCGCCGCGGAGCGGCCCGCGGGGCACGCCCGGCCGGCCAGCGAGCAGCGGGGCCUCGGCGGCCGGCGGGCGCGGGCCGGAGCGCGGCGCCUCGAGGCGCUCGCGGGCAGGCGAGGAUGAGCUGGUGCAGUCUUGGCCCGCCGGAGAGCUGGAGACGCCGACGGGGCUCGACCUGGGCUGCCCGCAGACGGUGCGCAGCCUGUCGCUGCAGAUCACGGAGCUGCGGCGCAGGCUGCGCCGUGCCAGAGCCAGGAGCGCGGAUCGCGACGGGCGCGCAGAGCGGGACCGCGAGCAGCUUGGCGCCGACCUCGACGCGGCACGGCGCGAGUGCGAGACGCUGCGCGCGCUGUUUAUCCGCCAGCAGCAGCAGCAGCAGACCGCCUUUUGGACGGGCCCCUUCCUGGACCUGCUCGCGCCGAGGGACGCCGCGCUGGCCGCUGGGGAGCUGCCGCCUCGGCCGCGGCCCCCGCAGGCAGCGGCGGAGGCCGUGCGCAGCCCGGUCCUCGUGUGGGCGCCGAGGGGCCGCGCGUGCGGGGGCAGCCCCGCCGGGGCGACCUCCGCGCACCCCCCAGCCGCGCGGCCGCCAGGGAGCGGCGGCGGCGCCGCCGCCCUGCCGCCGCCAGCGCCCGCGACGGACCCCCCGCCGCACGUGCCGCCGAAGGCGGCGCGUCUGCGGGGCGCGGGCGCGCCGCCGGCGCCCAUGCUCGGCACCGAGGGCGGCGGGAGCACCUGCCUCGACGCCAUCCUGCUGGAGCGCGACUACUGGCGCGCCGUCGCCAGCGGCCUGCAGAGGGGCACGCAGGGCGAGUCCCAGAGGUGCAGCGAGAGGAGCUCCGGCAAGGCGCCCGGCUUGUGGGACUGCGGGGGGAGCAGCACCUCCCAGACGCUGCAGGAGACCGUCGGCGAUCCUUCGCCGACGGCAUGGUCUGACACCGGAAGCGAGCUGAGCCUGAGGUCUUCUGCGGCAGAGGCCUGAGGUUCGCACGGGCGGGGCGUUCUCCCUGCUGGAGCCACGGGCUGGGGUCGGACUUGUGAAGCAGAGUGUCGUGCGUAGGUUGUCCUGCAACCGUCCUGCAAUGUGUGCCCCCUCCCCGCUUCAGGCAGCCUCAGGACACGGGUAACUCGGUCCAGGGGCUACCAGAGCGCUCCUUCUUCAUGGUGGGCGCGGCAACCGAUACGGGCUUAGAGGCCUGGAGUUCUUCGGAUCCGAUUUGCGCGUCUCACGUCUCGUGCCCUCGUCUCAUCGCUUCCUCCUCCUUCCCUCUUUGGGGGAGGCGGCGCGGACCCCGCUGCGCUGCGGCCCGUGAGAGGCGCCGCGCGCACCCCGAAUUGUCUGGCCAGGCCGGACCUCGCGCGCGAUCGGGUGGCCUCGUGGGGCGACGGGAGGCCCGGGAAGCGAGGGGGGAGCAGUGCUGUGAGGAAGUGGCGCGCCCCCCCACCAUCGGAGGUGGACAGAACCCCCAACAGUGACACGUCGAUUAGUGAAUUGUCCGUUUUCGGUUCUCGAGAGGGCGCCGC
Molecule: messenger RNA, 2930 nt
Organism: Prorocentrum cordatum
Lineage: Eukaryota; Dinophyceae; Prorocentrales; Prorocentraceae
Source: the annotation of a GenBank genome assembly